Cyclocybe aegerita is the source of this 333-nucleotide messenger RNA. Lineage: Eukaryota; Fungi; Basidiomycota; Agaricomycetes; Agaricales; Hemipholiotaceae. The record is from the annotation of a GenBank genome assembly.
AUGCCAAACUGCCACGUCCCGCUCUCGAAGCGCCCGUCCCAGAUCUGCACCGUCUUCGUCAAGCCGACGAGCGAUCUGCAAGCUCUCCUGCCUUCGCUGAAGAAGACCUUCACCGACUGCUAUGACGAUCCCUACAAGGGGUUCACAGGUGGUCAUUGGGGACUCGCAGAGAACGAACCUAGGUUGGCUUGGUACUUCCUCGGUUGGCAGUCUCGAAAGGCUCAUGACCUAUACGCCGCAACGCCGCUCUUCGACGUUGAGAUCGACAAGCUCACACCACACAUGGCUGGAGGCUGGGCACACUACGUCAAGUUCACCGAGGAGACGAGUUGA